CCGAAUGGGCGACUGAGACACUCAUUCUCAAAACGAAGUGUGGUUAAACCCAUCGAGUCCCCUUCAUUGGAACCAUGGGCGACACCCCUCCAUACCUACCUCCUUAGGACCCUCGUCCCUCUGGGUCCCACCCAAACAUCGUCUUUACUUGUCCUGGUCAAUUUGCUCACUUCAUCCGACAGGAGGACGUCACGCUCUACUCAGUGAACGUCAUGGAUCUUCUUCGCUACGAUCCACUCUGUCCCGAGGUUGAGCUCAUCUCACUGGAGCCCGAUCCCCCUAACCCUUCCUCCAUCUUCGCGGCUCCCAUCUCCACAUCCMCCCGUCAGCCUGCGGAUACCGCCUCGACAUCCCAGGUCCCUUCACCGUCCACUCCCGAGUCCACCCAUACGUCUCGUGCCGACGCAGAUGUUGAGGAACUCAUGCGGUUCACGACUGACUUAGAGCCCGUCGUUCGUGAUUUGAUUCGAGAGUACCGCGACGUUUUCCCCCCGUAUUUCUCAUACAGCGGGAUCACUCCCAUGCGCGGUGUUGAGCAUUGUAUCCAGCUCGUGCCUGACUAUCGCGUCCACCAUCAGGCACCCUACCGACUCUCGAUUCCAGAGGCGACGGAACUCAAGCGUCAGCUUGGGGAGCUCCUUCGAUUGGGUUUCAUUAAACCCAGUAACUCCCUUUGGGAUGCACCCGUCCUCUUUGCUUGCAAAGCGGACGGAACUCUUCGCCUCUGCAUUGACUACUGCGGCCUUAACCGUAACACGGUUAAGAACAACUAUCCCAUACCUCGAGCGGAUGAGUUGUUUCACCGUCUGGUAGGCAACCGCUUCUUCACGAAGAUCGAUCUUCGUAGCGGUUACCACCAGAUCCGCGUAGCCACAGAGGACCAGUUGAAGACCGCUUUUUGGUCGCGCUUCGACCACUACGAGUUCAUUGUGAUGCCAUUCGGCCUCACCAGUGCACCCGCCACCUUCCAGACGGAGAUGAACGACAUCUUCAGGGAGUCCGACAUCCUUGAAGAAUACGUUCUCGUAUACCUGGACGACACCCUGGUCUACAGUCGUACCUUAGAAGACCAUCUCAGACACCUCCUCAAUGUCCUACAGCGCUUACGCAAGCCGUUUGUUGUAACCACUGACGCAAGCCAAUACGACAUUGGCGCAGUGCUGGCUCAGCAGGAAGGGAAAAAGUUGAGACCGGUCGACUAUAUGAGCAAAAAGAUGCCAUCAAAGAAGUUGGCAAAGUCCACCUAUGAGAGGGAACUCUAUGCCCUCUACAAGGCACUUGUCCACUGGAGGCACUAUCGGUUAGGAAGGUGCUUUUAUUUGAGAACUGACCAUCAGACCUCAAGUGGAUCAAGACACAACGGGUUCUCUCCAAUCCACUCAAACGCUGCAUUAAAAUCAUACAUCAGUAUGAUGUAUGAUUUCAAACUAGACUAUGUGAAAGGAGAGUACAACAAGGUUGCGGAUGCAUUGUCUCGCAGGGCAGAUUAUCUAGGUGCACCGAUUUACGAGUUUGACCUUUCUGAGAACGUUACUGGAUCCUUGGGGGAAGCCUAUAAGGAAGACCCUAUCACGAUGGACAACAUCAACAAACUGAAGGCCAAAGACAAGGCCACCACUGACGAGUUUGUGAUGGUGGGUGGGUUACUCUUUCUUGAGAAGGCAAGGUUUAAAAGAUGGCUAUGGCGGGAUCUUUGUCACCUUGUUUUUGUCACGUUGUUUGGUGGAGGACGAGCCGGAGGAGGAGCGGGAGCAGCGGGAGGACGGGGAGGAGGGAUGGGAAAAGGAGCGGGAAAAGGAGGAGUGGGAGGAGUGGGAGGAGGUGCGGGAGGGGAAAUGCGAAGCGGCGGAGGAGCCGUGGGAGGAGGAGCUGGAGAAGGAGGAGCGGCAGGGGAAACGGGAAGGGGGUUGGGAGUGGGAGAGGGAGCACAAGGAGAAACGGGAAGGGGCGGAGGAGGCGCGGGAGGAGGGGCGGUCGAAGGAGCGGGAGGGGGAGCGGGAGGGGGAACGGGGAGGGGGUUAACGAACGCACGGGAGGCGGAGGAGGGGGAGGAGAUAUGGGUGGAGGAGGAGAAGCGGGAGGAGCACGAGGACGAGCAGGAGAAGGAGCGGCAGGAGGAAUGGGGGAAAGAGCAGGGGAAGCAGCGGGAGAGGAGGAGGAGAGGGAGGAGCAGCAGGAGAACGAGCGGGAGCGGGGCUAUGGAGGGAUCUUUGUCACGUUGUUUGGCGGAGGAGGAGCGGCAGGGGGAGGAGGAGGAGCGAGAGGAGGCGUGGGAGAAGGAGCAGGGAAGGAGUGGGAGCGGGGCUAUGGUGCGGGAAGAGGAGCGGGAGGAGGGGGAGGACGAACUGGGGGAAAAGCAGGAGAAGCAGCGGAAGGAGGACAAGCAGCAACAGAGGGAGCGGGAGAAGGAGAAGGAGGAGGAGCGGGAGAAGGAGCCGGAGCGGGGCUAUGGCGGGAUCUUUGUCAUGUUGUUUGGUGGAGGAGCGGGAGGAGAAGGAAGAGCGGGAGGAGUGGGAGAAGGAGGGAGAGAAGGAGGGGGAGGGGAUUGGGGAUGGGGUUGCAUCUCACAGCCCCUUGCUCCAUACUCUCCUUCUCAUUUUCAACAUUCGAAGGAUGCUCAUGCAUCGAUCAGGGGAGGCCAGGAUGCGCGAAAGGGACGCAAGCCCGACGCAUCCACCGUGGAAGGCGGGGUCACGCAAAAGGGAUGCGGACCUUGUGCGUCUACCAUGGGAGGCCCGGAUGCGCAAAAGGGACGCAAGCCCGGCGGGCGCACCAUGGAUGGCGAGGACACGCCAACGGGACUAGAGCCGGGUGCAUCCACCAUGGCAGGCUGGGACGCACAGAAGGAACUCGAGUCCGACGCAUCCACCAUAGAAGGCCUGGAUACGCAAAAGGGACUUCGCCUGGCACUGAAGUUCAUGGAGCGAGUUAACAUUGUGGGGGAAGAACUCUUUGAUGUGCACCGGUGCAGGCCAUGGAUUGCUUUUGUCUCUCCUGAAAAGCCUAGAUUGCUUCGAGUGUGGAAUUAUGAGACCGAGCAGAUGGUUUCUGAAGUUCCCACAGGAGGGAAGAAUCAUGAUGGGAAACUUUGGGGGGUGAAGUUCAUAGGCCAGAACGAUCGGGUUGUGGUCGUCCUGGAGCACGAGUUGGUUGUCUAUGAGACCUUGGUUGUCGAUAAGAUCAUGGGAGCUUCCGAUUUAAAGACGGAGGAAAGGAAAAUAUACAGGAGAUUCCUCCUCAAUAUUGCUGAUUUCAGCAAUUGGGCGGUACAUUCCACUGCCCAAUGCAUAGCAUUGGCUGUGCAUUCCCCUGUUGGCUCCAACUACAAAAUUUACUUUUGGGAUCUCGACCAUGAUUUCCACGAAGAAAGAGGAACCAGUUUACCUGACAUUACCAUCAUGCGCAUCCAUCCUGUUGAAGCACACAUUUUUGCGACCGUGCAUAAUAACGGGACACUCAACAUGUGGGAUGCUAAAACCAUGAGUGUUCUGCGAACAUUGGAAGGCAUGGGCGAAAUUACUUCGCUACAAUUCUGCUCUAAACCCCAGAAGUCUCUUAUCGUCACCGGCCAUAUGUCUGGACACCUGAGCAUGUGGAAUUAUCAGAGUAAAAAAAGGGUGGCCAUUUUCCCUGUCCAUGGCGACAGAGUUGUGGAAGCCUUCUUCCAUCCAGAGUUACCGUGCAUAUUGAGCGCAUCCCUGGAUGGCACCAUCACGGUCUGGAGUGCUUCCGUGGAAAGGACUAUCUGCAGUGGCCUGAAAGGAUUCUCUGGCCAGGCUCUCUGCAGAAAUGGCAUUACGUUUGUGCGUCCGUGUAAGGACACAUUGCGUUUUAUGACAAUACUUCUGCCUGACGGAGAUGACGUACUAAAGAUGAAGCAGUUGGAGACCGUGUUGAGCACUGUAAGGGCAGAGAGGAGGGCGCUCGAAGAGGGAUUUGAGAAAGAGAUGCAAACACAUGACCAAAUGAUAACACAGAUUGACGGAGAGAUAAGAAAUUUGAGGAUUGAGAGUCAGGAACUGAAAGAGAGAUUUGAGAGACUUGGAUCAGACCAUCAGAGGGAGAAAGGCAUCCACUCAGAGAGGGUCAAGCAACUGGAGACUGCAGUGAGCGACGUAAGGGCCGAGAGGAGGGCGCUCGAAGAGAGAUUUGAGGAGGAGAGGGAAACAAAUGCAGGCAGGAUAAAGGAGCUUGAGACUGAGCUUUAUAAUGUGAGGGUGGAGAGGAAGGGAUUAGGAGAAAGAUUUGAGAGCUUCCAAUCAGUGCAUGACAUGGAAAUCGGCAUGCACGCAGAGAGGGUCAAGCAGUUAGAGAUAAAAAUAAGCAAUCUGAGGGGGGAAAGGGAGGCACUGAAAGAGACAUUUGAGAAACAAACGGUCAGUGUUCAAAAUCCGGAAUGUGGUGUCGAGACGGGAGGAGGUGCAGACGAGAGAUUGGAGAGGUCUGAUGGAGUGCCAAAGGGGGUUCCUCAAGUGGACUCGCAUCCAUUCAGAGAGUUUUCCCUGGAUGAAUUAAAGACUGCCACAAAUGACUUCCAUGACGACUGCAAACUUGAACAGCAACAUUAUGCAUGUGCUUACAUGGGUAGGAUAACACCAAUCACGGUGAAGAGACUCGAGUACGGAAAGAGCAUGACACAUAAUCGGCAUGGCCGAUUGACGAGGGAGCUUGUGGACCUGUUGAAAUCUCUUCAACACCCACACCUGCAGAUUCUGCUGGGAGUGUGCUAUGCGGGAAAUUGCCUUGUCUACGAGUACAUGGCCAAUGGAAAUGUGAAGGAGUGGAUCUCCUCCGCCAAAGGAUCACACAGAAGCUUUUUGCCGUGGUACGUUCGCCUGCGGAUUAUGGCUCAGGUUGCCAAAGCCUUGUCCUUCCUUCACUCCAGUCCGUCACUGGGAGGGGGUCAAAUCAUCCACUGCAAUAUCCAGCUCAAAAAUAUCUUCUUAGAUAGUAACUUUGUUGCCAAAAUCACAGAGGUCGAUAUGGCCUUGCUUGCCCCACCGCCUGCUGAAGAUGGUGAAACAACAGAUAUGGAUAGAUUCCAUGGAAGUGAUGCAAAGUACCUGGCGCCAGAAUUCUUUCGAACUGAGGUCUUCACUCCGCAGACUGACAUUUAUGCAUUCGGCAUCACCCUUCUUGAGAUGCUUACGGGGAAGUUCAAGAACACAUUGGGAAUCAUGGAAGAUGCAGUGGAAGAUUCUGCAACCUUCAGAAGUACCCUGGACCCAAAUGCAGGAAGUUGGGACAUCGAUCUUGCUUUUGAAGCGGCCCGGGUGGGGCUGAGAUGUGCGAGCUUGAACAAAAGUGACCGACCGAGAAUGACGACAGGGGAAGGUGCUAUUCUGCCAGCGCUGGAAGGUCUUGCUGAAAAGGCAGAACUUGUUAACUCGCGCUCGAAGAGAGUAACCGGCUCCGAGUGUUGAAGGGAAAGGGUGGGUGUGAGAGGGCCGAAUGAGGAGGUAACCCAUGAUGAUGGCAUUUGCAUGCCCUCACUUAACAGCAUACUCAGCCCACGUGGAGGGAAAGUCUUGAUUUCUACUCUGUCAGUUUCCUGAUUCGACUCUUCGUAAUAAAAGGUGUUCAGGUCACAAGUUUGCAUCUUCCAAAUGUUUAUGUUUUCAUUCACUCACUGGAGAUCUAACAAAUGACUCACUGGCUU
Messenger RNA from Chara braunii, 5659 nucleotides. NCBI's taxonomy places the organism in Eukaryota, Viridiplantae, Streptophyta, Charophyceae, Charales, Characeae. The record is from the annotation of a GenBank genome assembly.